This is a messenger RNA of Impatiens glandulifera, 1100 nucleotides long. Its product is annotated as cyclase-like protein 2. Bases 42 to 863 code for a protein of 273 amino acids. Gene Ontology annotation, molecular function: arylformamidase activity. The transcript has 7 exons. NCBI's taxonomy places the organism in Eukaryota, Viridiplantae, Streptophyta, Magnoliopsida, Ericales, Balsaminaceae. The record is from RefSeq and is a predicted model, not a curated record.
AUCAUUUAGGUUACGUAAGAUUUCCUUAAUCUAAGAGAAACAUGAGGUUUCUACUAGUGGCGGUGCUUGUCUUGGUUGAGUUGCUGUCAGUUCCCCAUCAUAAUAGAGCUCAUAAGGAUUCUUGCCCUUCUGGAUAUGGCGAAGAUUGGGAUUCAUGUGUUAAGACCGAUGGGGAACUUGUUCCGAUUAGGAGAGAAGUUUAUGGAGGAGGAAGGAUUAUAGACAUAACACAUAGAUAUACCCAUGACACUGCCGGUGGAGAUGCUGUCAAAGGGAUUGGGAAGUAUGUUUGGCAGACCAUGAGAAUGAGUAAUGGUUCAGACUACAAUUACUCUAUUAUGCAGUUGCAUGUCCAUUCGGGUACCCAUGUAGAUGCGCCUGGUCAUAUGUACAAUGAUUACUUUGAAGAGGGGUUUGAUGUCGAUACUCUUGAUCUGGAUGUUCUUAAUGGCCCGGCCUUGUUAGUUGAUGUUCCAAGGGACACAAACAUAACCGCUGAAGUGAUGAAGUCUCUCCAUAUUCCCAAGGGAGUUAAACGUGUUCUUUUCAGGACAUUGAACACAGAUAGGAAGCUUAUGUACAAAAAGGGGUUUGACACUACCUAUGUGGGGUUCAUGAAGGAAGGAGCACAGUGGCUAGUGGAUAAUACUGAUAUUAAACUCGUAGGAAUUGAUUACUUAUCAGUCGCUGCAUAUGAUAACCUCAUAUCUUCUCAUCUUGUGUUCCUAAAAAGUCGGGAAAUAAUUCUGGUGGAAGGACUGAAACUUGAUGGGGUGAAAGCAGGAUUAUAUACAGUCCAUUGCUUGCCAUUAAGAUUGUUUGGAGCUGAGGGGUCUCCCAUAAGAUGUAUCCUCAUGAAGUAACACUAUUCUGGAAAACACAUAGGAUACUGGGCAUGAUCGUACUCGUAGUAGGCAUAUGGAGAUAGAUUUCCUGGAAGUUUCUUAGCUAUUAUAAAUAAAAGGUCGUCAUCUCUAAACUGUUCAUGUAAAAUUGCUCUUUCCUAUCUCUCUCAAUCAUGUAAGCUUUUGAAUUCUUGUCACAGAUCACGCUGUUGUACUUUAAACUUGUUUGAGCAUAUGAAGUUUUUUAUGGUUAUG